GUCGCUCGAUACUGAAGUCAGGGAGCGCUUCGUUCAUUUCUCCUUCGUGCCGCCCAUGGCGUUCAUGGUGUCGGCAGCCUCCACAAGAGCCCAUUAGGACGCGUUAGCCGUUUCUUAUACUGACGAUGGGAAAAGUGGCGCCCGCGGAGAGCAGCAAGUCCCUGCGCAAAGGGACCCAGCGACGCGAGGGCCGUCGAUGGCGUUUGUAUGUGCUUAUCUUGCGCUACAUCAGGGCAGUAGUCUUCCUCUUGAACGUUCGUACGCUGUUCAUGGUUGGCAUUGCUUGCCUCAUGGUGUAUUUAUGCGAAUCGCAGACGCUUGACUUGCAGUUCAAGAUUGAGUUCUCCAUCCUCAGCGUGGGCACCGUGUUCCCGCUGGUGUUCAGCAUCCAGCAGGCCUUCUCCCGGCGUGAGGAGGCGCUGAGAGACCUGUCCAUGCUCAAGUCGCAACUCAUGGCCCUGUACUUCGCCAACCGCGACUGGGACUUCCACGACGGCGCCGCGGUGCGCUCCAACCUGGGCAACGACGAGGCGCCGCACGCGGUGGCCAGUGCCCGGCUGAUCGUGACGCUGCUGGCGACCAUGAAGAAAUGGCUGUCGGGCCGGACCGCGUUUGAGUCCGAGAGCGAGUGGCGGCUGCUCUAUAACGGUUCCAUUGCGGCUGCUUCCGGCGUUAGUCUCGCCACUCGUAGCGCAGACGGGCAAGAGGACAGUGCGGAAAACAAAGGCGGCAAGGCGGGAGGGGUCGGCGGCGGUGGCGGCGGUUUGGGCCCCACAGUGGCGCCCUCAGCCAAGAGUUUGGCGAGUCGGAAGCUGCAAGCGGCAUGGGUGGUGCGUCAGCUGUCAGGCGCGUUCUUCCGUGGGAAAGAGGGCCGCCGGGAUGUGGACGACAGCAGUGACGACGACAGCGGCGAUGAGGGCGAUGAGGUCGCUGAGGGCGGCAAGGACGCGGGCGGCGAGGGCGGCGGCGGCGGCGGCGGCGGCGAGGAGCGGUUGACGGCUGAGGACAUUGCCGAGGCGGACCCGCACUGGCAGUUGUACUACGAGAUGUACGACAUCAUCUCCCAGAUCCAACUUAACAACGAAGCCAUGACGGUGCCGGCGGGCUGCUCCAAGGGAGGCGAGGGCGGCAUGAGCCGCAUGGCGGGCUACGUGGAGAAGAUAGUCGAGAUGGUGGAGAGGCUGCGGCAUCUGCGCGAGUACCGCACGCCCUUCAUGCUUCGCUACGUGUCGUUCACGCUGGUGUGCGCCUCAAUCUUCCUGGCCGCGCCCUACUUCGCCUGGCUGUGCGAGGGCACGCGCUGGGACGGCGACAGCUCGGGCCGCUGCCCCGCCGGCUACUUCACAGGGGUGCUGUACGUGCUGGUGGUGUCCACGCUUUUUCACGUGCAGGUGGCUCUGGAGAACCCGUUUGACGGCGUGGGGCUGGAUGACGUGUUCUUCAACAUGGACCGGGAGUUCGCGGUCACUGUGCGCAGGUUUGUUCGGGCCCGUGCGGCCAACCGCGCGGCGAUGGGGAGUGCCGAAAAGGACGCCGCCGGCGGGGGCAGCGGCCGUGAUUCGGGUGGGGACCCGCGCGCGCCGGCAGACGCGGUGGGAAAGGUGGCGGCGCUGGCCUCCGCCGCCACCACUGCUCCGGUGAAAGCCGUGGCCACGCUUGCUGUGGGCGGUGGCGAGGCAGGCGGCCGCGUUGUGGCUGGCACGACGGCACCGGUGGCGGCACUGGUGCUGCCGGCAGCGGUUGAGCGAGCGAACACGCUGACCCCGGCGACAGUGGUGGAGGACUGGGAUGGUCGGGUGUAGGGCUGGUCCAGGCCUCGAGGGCUGGGUGUGUAAAGUUGAGUGAUGUCAAUAAGAGCUUGCGCUGUGCGCGAGCGUGCAGGUGUGCGAGUGCGUGGGAGUGCAAGGAUUGCCAAAGCAAGCAAGAAAUGUGUGCAUCUAUGUGAAUGUGUCUGCGUAUGCCGAGGGCAAAUGUCUGGAGCGCCAUUGCGCCAAACGUGCAGUCUUAGGCCCUUUGUGGCUACCUAGCUGCUAAGGGAGAGGGCUGAUGGACACAUCCCACUUCAUACGAAGAUUCAUGAUACUUGUGGCAGAGGGUGUGCCAUUACAAUGUGAGCAGGAGGGCGCGGCGGGCAAUAUGGCUGCUUGAUUGGGAAUUAAUGAGGCUGCGUCGAUUCUUCUGGUUUCCAUGCCAAGACCAGCUGCAUUGUGAUGGACGUUGCUUGGAGCAGUUAGCACAUCUGCGCGCUGCACGGUGGGCGAACUUGCGUUGCUUACAUGAAUAUAGACUUGAGGGUUGCGGGCCUGCGGCGGCUUGUUGGACUGGAUUGGCCGAUGGGCGUGUGUUGCUACACAAGACAAUGUGAAGAGGACACGCGGUGCAUGCAUAAAUUUGACUGCACCCUGAGGGCCGGUGACUGCGGCGGCCGGAACCAAGCAAGGGCAGCCGCCCUGCAGCCGGCGAAGGGCACAAGGGCGCCACCGUCAAACCCGACGUGCGUAGCGUGCGGACAAUGGGGCCAAGGGCGCCCUCUGCCUCCUUGAGGUGUGGCCGUAUGGGUCUGCCGGUGUGGGCCUUGCAUGUGGGGGGCAGCCCGGCAGCCCGGUCCAUGGUGCUGCGGGCGAAGGGCAAGCCAACACAUCAGCACACUCUCGAAGACCCGGAACCGCGCCAGCCCGAUGCUCUCACACCACUCGAUCACUGUCAUGCAAAUGAAUGUUAAAUGGGCUUGGACGCGUAGCAAGACGGGGGGGGGAGCUCCGGCGGAGACGCGGUACAAGUGUACAACAAUUGCAGCGUGCCGAUAAGAGCAUGCUUGGUGUGAAAUCCGGUGUGAACUGGUUUCAAGGAUUGGAGAGUCCCCAACGCACGGUGAGAUUGAUGAGCCGCGGCCGGGAUUGCCGUUGACCACGAUCCGCAUCAGCGCAGGCGAUGAAUCGGUCUGCUGCUGCUGGUUGCGGUUGCUUUGGCGGUCUGACGCGGAAGCCGGCUGCUGCGGCGGUUGCUUGUGUUCCAGCUGUGGCGACGGUGGCAGCGGUGGUGGUGGCGGCGCCGCCGCCGCCGAUAGUGGCAGCACGGGGCCGGCCUCUCGAUGGCAUCUCUCGACACAGACAAUAGAUCUGGCGAAGCGCUGCAACUCGCGUCUCGCAGAUCGGAGUUUUUACUGCAGAGCGACAUAACGCCUCACCCCAGAUAAUGUUAUCGUGCAUUGUCUGACCACUUAAUG
This is a messenger RNA of Chlamydomonas reinhardtii, 3226 nucleotides long. RefSeq lists its product as uncharacterized. The transcript is spliced from 11 exons. Bases 291 to 1802 code for a protein of 503 amino acids. The record is from RefSeq and is a predicted model, not a curated record. Lineage: Eukaryota; Viridiplantae; Chlorophyta; Chlorophyceae; Chlamydomonadales; Chlamydomonadaceae.